AUGUCUGCAAUGCAACGCUUGGCCUGGUCUCGCCGACGGCCUCAGCUCCGGUCAGCUCGGCUCGGCGCGCACCAAUUUCUUUGGUGUUCUCGCUGGGCGGACCACGAGUCGAUCUCCUGGACGAGUCGCAGAUCCAUUACUCGCACAAGCUCACCACGAAACACCUCUGGGGCUGAUUUAAUAGGGAGGGCGGUUUUGGUGGGGCACAACUUGACACACUCGGCUCCGACACCCGCCUCCGCCCGUUCAAUUAGGAAUCCCGCUUUGGGCGCCGCGGCCGGCGACCUCCACGUCAAGUCGCCAGAGAGGGAUUCACUUCGUCCCCCCGCGCGUGCUCGCUUGAACCAGCAGCGCGCCAUCCGGCGUAGAGGACAAGGACGCAGCCAAAUCCAAAAGCUGGCAAAUUUGCUCGUCGCGCAUGCAGCUGCUGGAGACGCCCCGACCAUGCGGUUGACCUGGUUUGGUCCUGAGUUACGGCCUGAGACCGCGCAGGCACGUGGCGUCAACGCUAAAGUGGUGCGAGCUCUGAGUAGGUCGCCAACCACCACCGAGUGCGAGCAGCGUCUCUCCGGAACGUUGCCUUCACGGCCUGGGGCCUGCAAGCGAGCAGCUCCACGUGAGCCGAGCACUGCGGGCAGCCGGAGCUUGGAUGAGCAGCGUACGUUGCCUUCUACGACGGGCGCGAACAGCGGAGUUGCGCACGCACAUGCAACCAAUACGCGCAACAAAGUGCAAGGAGCAUCCUCUUGCGUCGAGAGGCUUCCUCGCGCGCGCGCUGGCGCUGCAACCUCCGACCAUUGCCUUCGCUCCUCUGGACUUUCGAGGCGCUCGGUUGCUUCGCGCGCAUCGGAUGCGAGCCGCCGUCACACGAGCACUGCGUCCAACGUUCGGCCAGUGCAAGUUGAAGCCAUUAGUCAUCGCGCCGUUUCACCACACCUGGCAGAGUGCUUGCUCGACUUCAACUUUGCCAACCAAUUGCCGAUCGGCGCCACGCCGAGGCACAGAUCUACUUCUACCUGGUCGAGUGUGUAUCUGAUGGUGCUCAAGGCACUGCUCGUUGGGGAGGAGGAGGAGGUGAUGCUGCUGCUGGAGUAUGACUUUACGGCCCCAUAUUUUUUGCUGUUGGCCUUGAUUCAGCUGCGCGCCGUGUUGCUCAAGAUCGAGUUCUCGGAUGUGGCCGCGGCCAUCACCACCAGACUUUCGCUCGCCGACGGCGUGCCGUUGCUUCUUCUGUCGUAG
Messenger RNA from Phytophthora sojae, 1239 nucleotides. RefSeq lists its product as hypothetical. The record is from RefSeq and is a predicted model, not a curated record. The transcript has 7 exons. Bases 1 to 1239 code for a protein of 412 amino acids. NCBI's taxonomy places the organism in Eukaryota, Oomycota, Peronosporomycetes, Peronosporales, Peronosporaceae.